Messenger RNA from Volvox carteri f. nagariensis, 1913 nucleotides. RefSeq lists its product as uncharacterized. The transcript has 10 exons. NCBI's taxonomy places the organism in Eukaryota, Viridiplantae, Chlorophyta, Chlorophyceae, Chlamydomonadales, Volvocaceae. Gene Ontology annotation, cellular component: nuclear speck; U2AF complex; U2-type prespliceosome. Gene Ontology annotation, molecular function: poly-pyrimidine tract binding; pre-mRNA 3'-splice site binding. The record is from RefSeq and is a predicted model, not a curated record. Bases 138 to 1598 code for a protein of 486 amino acids.
CGAGAAUUUUUGGCAGUUUAAUAUCAAAGGUAUCUUUAACUUUCUUUCUUUUGGAAUAGAAGAUUUCAAGGAAAGUGGGAGCGACAUUCCGCUUUCGUUAGCUGGAGGUUUAUUUGAGAGCUUGACUGUGUUGCUGGAUGGGGAGCAGAGACCGUUCACGGUCUCGGGACAGGCGGCGCUCAAGGUCACGAGAGCGGUCGCGAAGAUGGGACCGGGACCGUAGGUCACGUUCCAGGUCACGAGACCGGCGACGCAGCCGGAGCAGGAGCAAAAGUCGCAGCCGGAGUCGUGACCGGGCGAAGUCUUUAGCUUACGAUGCAAGCAUUAGCGCUGUUCAGGCAAUGGCAGCCUUGCAACAGCAGCAACAGCUCCAGCGGCAACUUCUCGCGCAACAGCUGCUAUUGCAGCAGCAGGCUGCUGCGGCAGCGGCGGCCUUGGCGCCACCGGUGCAGCAACAGAACACGAGCACAGCAAAUGCAGAUAGAAAGGCCCGCGAAAUCUACGUGGGCAACCUUGCCAUUGGAGUUGUGACUUCGGACAUGUUGCGCGAACUGUUCAACACAAUCUUGGCCAACCAGGUCCCAGACCCCGCGAACGCACCGCCGGUGGUCAACGUGAACUUGGACUCGGCAGGUCGCUUUGCCUUCGUGGAGUUCCGCACGCGAGAGCUCACGGAUGCCGCAAUCCAGCUGGAUAAGCUGGAGUUAUGUGGUCGGCAAAUGAACAUUGGCCGGCCCAAGGGUUAUGUGGCUAUGCAAAUGCAACAGCAAACAGCAUUAGCUCAGGUCCCUAACCAGUUGGCUGACGCCGCGAAGUUGGGCCAGGCGCAGGUGCUGGCGGCGGCUCUGGCGGGUGCAGUGCCCGCGUCCGCUAACACGCUAGCUGCAGCCGCAGCGACCCUGACAGUCAACACCCCCACCAAUGUGGUGCUGUUGGAGAACAUGGUGUCGUGCGGGACCAUUCGUGAUGAGAACGAGCGCAAGGAGGCUGGUCGCACAAACAUGGGUUUGGACCCGUCAGCGGGGCAGGCGGGCCCCGACGCGACAACGGUCCCAGCGGCCGGUGACGGGAGGUUUUGCCUCAGUGGGAUACUCGAGGACGUACAACAGGAGGUCGUCAAGUGCGGUCCCGUAAUUGGCCUGGCUGUACCCAUGCCACCAGCCCAUGUCACCAACCAGGAAGCCAGCCGCGUAUACGUUAAGUACUCGACGGCCGCGGAAGCGGCUCGUUGCCGUACGAUGAUGGACGGGCGCAAGUUCGAUGACAACGCCGUCAAGGCCACAUUUGUGACGGAGGGCGAAUUCCUGCGCGCCCAGGCGGGAGAGUGGGUGGCCAAACCGGGGUUAUUAAUGCCGGCAGGUGUACCGGCAUUGCCAGCCGUCGCUGCUGGCCCAGCUGCUGCGCCAGCACUGCCUGCGGCGACGGGCUUGGCAGGUCUGGGAGCUUUGGGCGCGCUGGGCGCGGCACCAGCUGCUCCGCAAGUGCCAGGUCACGUGCCAAUCCAGCAGACAGGCGGUCUGGUGUUGCCCCCGGGGUUUACACUUCCAGCGGGGUUUACGUUGGCAGGGGCUAUGCCUGGGCUCGGAUUGCCGAAGUAAGCUGUGGCCAGCGAAGUUGUUUCGAGGUAGUUGCUAGCAAGACAUGCGACGGUGAGAGGUGUGUAGGUUGCGGAUAAUUUAGGGUCUUUUAGGAAUCGGGUCCCUUCAUGUACGGGUGAUAUCAAUGGUUGCGUCGGUAGACAUAGGCAUAGCCAUCACUCCCGAGUAGCUCCUUGCACGUUACAUCAGUUCACCUUUGAGGGCUAGGCGAAAGGGGUAUGCGCCACAAAGGCGUACUUGGGUUCCCUAGCAGGCGCGGCCGUUGUGACGGCUCUGGGCGCAGCUUGGAACACGGCUGUAAGGAAGGUUGUCCAG